This is a messenger RNA of Malaya genurostris, 1385 nucleotides long. Its product is annotated as phospholipid phosphatase 5. NCBI's taxonomy places the organism in Eukaryota, Metazoa, Arthropoda, Insecta, Diptera, Culicidae. Gene Ontology annotation, molecular function: phosphatidate phosphatase activity. The transcript is spliced from 3 exons. Gene Ontology annotation, biological process: phospholipid metabolic process. Bases 303 to 1178 code for a protein of 291 amino acids. The record is from RefSeq and is a predicted model, not a curated record.
ACGUCGCUGUAUUGGUAAGGUCAGUUUACUACAUGCAAACGGAGCUAACUCUCGGUUCACUUGCGAAGAGAGCAAAGCGAAAAUCAUUCCACUCGAACGGAGAAGCUCAUCUGUGACGGAGAUAAACCUAAUAGUAACCGUGAGCUUGACAGUGUUUAUGGGUCACAUCUUUUGCCCUGAUCAACGAAACAGUUUCAAAAGUAAAAGUUUAUUUGCAUUAGGGACCAUAGAUAAAGCAGCCAACCAAUUUUUGGAUGACGUGGUGAUAAGUUCAACAUACAAGGAAAACACUGCCUGCAAGCAUGAAUAAGAACAACGGCCAUACGGCAGCAGUCGUCGGAACAUCCCCAAGGUUGAAUUUGUUUCAGGAAACGGUGAUACGAUUGUUGUUGUUUGCCAUUUAUAUUUACUUUGAAAUCAAGGAUCCUUUCAUCCGUCAAAUUAACCCGGAUGAGAUGUGGCUUUACAAAAACCCUCGGACUGAUAGUUAUGUACCGUUGACCAUGCUCUACCCGUCGGUAUUCGGUUUGUCGGCCAUUAUAUUCCUGAUAUACUACAUUCGCAGCAGUGAUUUUCAUGAUUUUAAAUCGGCCUGGUUGGGUUUGACGUUGGCAUGCACAUUGAACGGCGUGGUUACACAUUCCAUUAAGGUGGCCGUUGGUCGACCCAGGCCAGACUUCUACUAUCGUUGCUUCCCGGACGGGGUGAUGAAUGCGGACAUGGUGUGCAGUGGAGAGAGUCGAGCCGUGAUGGACGGUCGUAAAAGUUUUCCCAGCGGGCAUGCUUCCUUUGCUUUCGCAGCCUUAGCAUUUAUUUCAUGCUACCUGUGCGCGAAGCUACACGUUUUCACCGAACGAGGGCGAGGUCAAUCCUGGCGAUUACUAACAGCGGCUGCACCGUUGUUAGCGGCAACAAUGAUUGCCAUUAGUCGAACCUGUGACUAUCAUCAUCAUUGGCAGGAUGUCGCAGUGGGAUCACUGAUUGGGUUGGUUGAAGCGUAUCUCUGCUACCGACAGUACUAUCCGCCGAUAACCUCAAACCUUGGAUUUCGCCCCUACAUUUGCGAAAGAAGAUCACAAAGUCCUAGUCGGGCAAAGCCGGAGUCUUCCAUCGUGAAUUCCGAACCUGAUAGUAAAGCACUGCUAACACCAGAAGAAAAGGACAACAAAUGGACCUAAUUGAUAGCAAAAGAAUAGAAUACGUACUAGAUGUAUAUUUAAAUUCUUCCAUUGUGAUCGGUUAACAAAGGUAUUGUUUCAACAGGAUUAUUAAAUUAUUAGAUAAACACGAAUUUAUAGUUGAAUCUCCACCUAAGCAGUACAACUGCUAUUAAAAGUGACGCAGUAACAGGUUUUACAAAUAUAUACAGUACUACUCAUUUUCAA